Funneliformis geosporum is the source of this 180-nucleotide messenger RNA. The record is from the annotation of a GenBank genome assembly. Lineage: Eukaryota; Fungi; Glomeromycota; Glomeromycetes; Glomerales; Glomeraceae.
UGUAUACGAAAUAUCUGGGCAGAUGAGAUACAAAGAAUCGGUAUUCCUAUAUUUAUCCCAAACGCUUUCUUUGAUAUGAAUUCAGCAACAAAAUUAAGGUUAUAUUUUCCUAUCAUAGUAGUUUCACAGGCUAAUUCACGAAGAAAGAUUGGAGAUAAUGAGUUUCCAGCUUUCCCAUAA